ACCACUUAGCUACAGCCAACCGCCCAAUGCAGCACUCGCUCGCUCCCCCCGCCAGCGGAAGCGCCCGCGGAGCACAAUGCAGCGCUGAGGCAGCGCCACGGUGAAGGCUGCAGCGCCGCGGCAUCCGCAGCGCCGGCCGGGGUUGGGAGGGGGCGGCCGCGGGGACCCGCGAGGCGCGGAGCCAGGGAGCCGCACUCGGACUCGGCCGCCGGGCAUGAGGAGCUGAGCGCCUCGGGCGAGGCGGGCUGACCGCAGCACCAUGCAGGCAUCGGCGGCUGCGUCCGUGCCCUUCUUGCUGCUCUGCGCCCUGGGGACCUGCCCCACGGCGCGCUGCGGCCGGGCAGGAGACACCUCACUGACCAAGCUGGAGAAGAGGAACGAAAACCGCUUCCUGGAGCGCCAGAGCAUCGUGCCCCUGCGCCUCAUCUACCGCUCGGGUGGCGAAGACGAAACUCGGCGCGACGCGCUGGACACCCGAGUGCGGGGCGACCCGGGCGGCCGGCAGUUGACUCACGUUGACCAGGCAAGCUUCCAGGUUGAUGCGUUUGGAACUUCAUUUGUUCUUGAUGUCGUGCUAAACCAUGAUUUGCUAUCUUCUGAAUAUGUAGAGAGACAUAUUGAACAUGGAGGCAAAAUUGUGGAAGUUAAAGGAGGAGAGCACUGUUAUUACCAGGGCCAUAUCCGAGGAAAUCCUGCCUCGUUUGUUGCAUUAUCAACAUGCCAUGGACUUCAUGGGAUGUUCUAUGAUGGGAACCACACAUAUCUCAUUGAGCCAGAAGAAAAUGACACUUCUCAGGAGGAUUUCCAUUUUCAUUCAGUUUACAAAUCCAGACUGUUUGAAUUUCCCUUGGAUGAUCUUCCAUCUGAAUUCCAACAAGUAAACAUCACUUCACCAAAAUUCAUUUUGAAGCCAAGACUAAAAAGGAGUAAACGACAGCUUCGGCGAUAUCCUCGUAAUGUAGAAGAAGAAACCAAAUACAUCGAGCUGAUGAUUGUGAAUGACCAUCUCAUGUUUAAAAAACAUCGGCUUUCCGUUGUACAUACUAAUACCUAUGCAAAAUCUGUGGUGAACAUGGCAGAUGUAAUAUAUAAAGACCAACUUAAGACCAGGAUAGUAUUGGUUGCCAUGGAAACCUGGGCGGCUGACAACAAGUUUGCUAUAUCUGAAAAUCCAUUGAUCACCUUACGUGAGUUUAUGAAAUACAGGAGGGAUUUUAUCAAAGAGAAAAGUGAUGCAGUUCACCUUUUUUCGGGAAGUCAAUUUGAGAGUAGCCGGAGCGGGGCAGCUUAUAUUGGUGGGAUUUGCUCGUUGCUGAAAGGAGGAGGCGUGAAUGAAUUUGGGAAAACUGAUUUAAUGGCAGUUACACUUGCCCAGUCAUUAGCCCAUAAUAUUGGUAUUAUCUCGGACAAAAGAAAGCUAGCAAGUGGUGAAUGUAAAUGUGAGGACACGUGGUCUGGAUGCAUAAUGGGGGACACCGGCUAUUAUCUUCCUAAAAAGUUCACCCAGUGUAAUGUUGAAGAGUAUCAUGACUUCCUGAAUAGUGGAGGUGGUGCCUGCCUUUUCAACAAACCUUCUAAGCUUCUGGAUCCCCCUGAGUGUGGCAAUGGCUUCAUUGAAACAGGAGAGGAGUGUGACUGUGGGACCCCUGCUGAAUGUGUCCUUGAAGGAGCAGAGUGUUGUAAGAAAUGCACCCUGACCCAGGACUCUCAGUGCAGUGAUGGUCUUUGCUGUAAAAAGUGCAAGUUUCAGCCCAUGGGCACUGUGUGCCGAGAAGCAGUAAAUGAUUGCGAUAUUCGUGAAACAUGUUCAGGAAAUUCAAGCCAGUGUGCCCCUAAUAUUCAUAAAAUGGAUGGAUAUUCUUGUGAUGGUGUUCAGGGAAUUUGCUUUGGAGGAAGAUGCAAAACCAGGGAUAGACAAUGCAAAUACAUCUGGGGGCAAAAGGUGACAGCCUCAGACAAAUAUUGCUAUGAGAAACUGAAUAUCGAAGGGACGGAGAAGGGCAACUGUGGGAAAGACAAAGACACCUGGAUACAGUGCAACAAACGGGAUGUGCUAUGUGGUUACCUUUUAUGUACCAAUAUUGGUAAUAUCCCAAGGCUUGGAGAACUCGAUGGUGAAAUCACAUCUACUUUAGUUGUGCAGCAGGGAAGAACAUUAAACUGCAGUGGCGGGCAUGUUAGGCUUGAAGAAGAUGUAGAUCUUGGCUAUGUGGAAGAUGGGACACCGUGUGGUCCCCACAUGAUGUGUUUAGAACACAGGUGUCUCCCUGUGGCUUCCUUCAACUUCAGUACUUGUUUAAGCAGCAAAGAAGGCACUAUUUGUUCAGGAAAUGGAGUUUGCAGUAACGAGCUGAAGUGUGUGUGUAACAGACACUGGAUAGGUGCUGACUGCAACACUUACUUUCCUCACAAUGAUGAUGAAAAGACUGGCAUCACUCUGUCUGGAAAUGGUGUUGCUGGCACCAACAUUAUAAUAGGCAUAAUUGCUGGCACCAUUUUAGUGCUGGCCCUCAUAUUAGGAAUAACGGCGUGGGGUUAUAAAAACUAUCGGGAACAGAGACAGUUACCCCAGGGAGAUUAUGUAAAAAAGCCUGGAGAUGGUGACUCUUUUUAUAGCGACAUUCCUCCUGGAGUCAGCACAAACUCAGCAUCUAGUUCUAAGAAGAGGUCAAAUGGGCUCUCUCAUUCUUGGAGUGAAAGGAUUCCAGACACAAAACAUAUUUCAGACAUCUGUGAAAAUGGGAGACCUCGAAGUAACUCUUGGCAAGGUAACAUGGGAGGCAACAGAAAGAAAAUCAGAGGGAAAAGAUUUAGACCUCGGUCUAAUUCAACUGAGCAAGUUAAGCCACAUAGGCAGAUUUACCACAGUUUGAUAAAAUCCCAUCACUCCAGCCACUAUGACCUUGAGAUGUUAGGAAGCCCAGUGUGAAGACUCUUUCAUGCACAGAUGCCCAGAAGGAGCAAACAAUUGAGAGCUCUCUCCGGUGACCCCUGGUGAAGUGAUCACAGCCUUCUGAAGUGCUCCCUGAAAUGAAGGAAAGAGCCCGUCAAGUACAAGUCAAGCCAUGUGGUUGUAGCUUUCAUGGAUCAGCCGUGGCACCAGUCUACUGUGUUUAAGAUUGUCAGGGAAAGGAACAAAUGUCUCCUGCUGGAAGUGGCCGUCUGCCUGCGGGUGACUCAGUUUGCUGUGUGGCUAUGUUUCACCUAAUUACAGCUGCAUGGGCUUCUUCUACAGUUCUCCCCAGGCCAGAGCGUUCGCUGGCCUUCAUCUGUGGCUGCAUUUGCUUUUUGACUUUUUGUUCAGAGUUGCAGUGGAAAUCUUUAUGCAGGUUUUAAUUGGCUAUCUGUGAAAGCACAAGUUGGCAAUGAUUGUGGCUAAAGGCAAAACUAGUGUUGAGUUGUUUCUGAGUCAGGCAACAUCUAUUGUCUUAGCCAAAUGGUCUUAUAAACAUAAAAAGCUACUAAAUUUGUCUUUCAGGAAGGAAUUUCAUGAUAUUAUUUUGUAGAGUAUGUUGGUUAUGACUGAAAAAUGAGGGAGAAAAUAAUCUGGAAAUGGAAAUGUAGUUUUGAUUUAAAUGUAUUUAUGAAUAGGUUGAAAACUAAACAUAGAGAAAAGCAAACUUUAGCCAAAACCAAAUAAUGUAUUUUGUAUUUUUCCCUGUUUGUUUUCAAAUAAGUUUUAAAGAGCUUGUAUUCUCUUAGAAGUUGCUUUUUAAAUGGGAAAACCCAGGACGACAUCUAAAUUCUUCCAGUACUUGCAUUUGUUAAAUCUGUACUAUUUUAUAAGGGGAUGUGUUUUUUAUCUGGCUCCCAGGGUCAAAAAUCAAGGGAAACUCUGGGGAAAAAACAACUUGCACCUCCAAUUUUACUGCCUUUAAUAUUUGCACUGUAAUUCUGAUGGAGACUUGGCCAGAUCCAUCCGGGAAAUGCUCACUAAGGUCAUUGUUAUUCUCUGGCAGUCAUUCACACAAUUCACAAUGAGACACUUGGAAGGCAACUUCUGAGAGCCUUUUCCUAAUGAAAAUGUGAAUACUUUAUUCUGGAGUGAACAAAGAGAAGGAAGGAACAUUGCAGCUGCAACUAAAUUACUAAACCCAAUUUUGAGAUCCUGGAGGCCUAUUUGGAACACACUUAGCAUGCCUUGAGGCUCCAGGAUCAGAAGAGUGGGAACCUUUCUGCUCCUUACAGAGCCCACUGGAGCGUACUUUCUUGUUGACUCCAGCUUGGGAUCCACAUCAGGGGUAAGACGGGUGCCAUGUGAAAGCCUUCUCUUACUAGAAAGAGAACUUUGCUCCUUUUAAUAGUUCUUAGGAAAUUAUAUGCCCAAAUGCCAGCUUGGAAUUGAAGCAUCUGAAUCUUUUCAAAAAAGUAACAUUAUCAUUUAAAAACCAAGGAGCCAAAUGAGAGGGGACAUGGAAAAAGCCACUUUGGAGGUGGGUGAAGGGAUGCUGACAGUGCUGUGAUUGAAAGGGAGUUUCUGGUUCACUUUGGGAAGCCACUGGAAAAGGCUUCUCCAGAAAUGUUGAAUAAGUUGUAGAAUGCCUUGAGCCUUGUUGCAGCCAAGAUUACUUUCAUGUCAUAUAGACAACCUCAUAAUCACCCAACAUCCAUCCUGGUUUAUUUGCCAUGGUCACUUGCAUUUGGAGGGUGAAGACAUCCUUGCUAAGCUUGUGCUGUGUAUUUUCAGAUUUUCUAUCUUGUUCU
Messenger RNA from Nycticebus coucang (slow loris), 4704 nucleotides. It is a transcript of the gene ADAM22, whose product is annotated as ADAM metallopeptidase domain 22. The record is from RefSeq and is a predicted model, not a curated record. Gene Ontology annotation, cellular component: postsynaptic density membrane. The transcript is spliced from 30 exons. Lineage: Eukaryota; Metazoa; Chordata; Mammalia; Primates; Lorisidae. Gene Ontology annotation, biological process: proteolysis. Bases 260 to 2929 code for a protein of 889 amino acids. Gene Ontology annotation, molecular function: metalloendopeptidase activity.